AUGCAGCUCCUCAGGACUGGUGCGUUCCUGAGGGCAGCUCGUCUCGCAAGAUUCACCGUCGUCCAAGGCCGAAUAGCUCCUUCGGCUACAACCUACACUCGCACUCCCUUACGAUGGUCGAGCUCUCAAUCUGCUGCUGAACAACCGCAGCAGCAGCCCUUCCCUGAGCAAUCGGUAGCGGAUGCCAAAGAGGUAGAUCCUGCAAAGACUGCAGAGUCAAAGAGCGAUGGACAAACCGGGCAACAAAAAACUAUUGCAGGGGCACCCUACAUCUUGGACAACACCACCAAUGUCACGGACUCGAUCCUCAACUUGGUCGGUCGCAACCUCUACGAGCACCCAGACCAUCCAAUCUGCAUCACUCGGAAGCUUAUUGAAUCAUGCUUCCCUGAGCCCGACUACAAUCACUUUGUCAUGUCCGACCCCGUCGUGACGGUCAGGGACAAUUUCGACGUGCUAGGCUUCCCAGCUGACCAUCCAGGCCGGUCGAGGACUGACACGUACUAUGUGAAUUCUUCCCAUCUUCUUCGCACACAUACAUCCGCCCAUCAACAUGCUGCCUUUCAGGCCCUCGGUUCACAAAGACGGACAACGGGAUACACCAUCUGCGCCGACGUCUAUCGCCGUGAUAGUAUCGACCGCUCCCACUUCCCAGUCUUCCAUCAGAUGGAGGGCGCACGGGUAUGGAGUCUCGAUCCACGCAUCGACUCGCGAUAUUCUGCGCAGACUGCUCGGACAGCUAGGAUAGCCAACCAGCUUAGAGCUAUGCCUGCAACAUCUAUCAUCGUGGAAGACAACGCGACAAACUUCUCUACCGACGUGAACCCCAUGCAGCCGGAACAUGACCCAGUUGAUGUAGAAUUGGUUGCCUCCCAUCUGAAGCGCAGCCUUGAAUUUUUGAUGGAGAAUAUCCAUAACGCUGCACAGCAGUCCCUUCCGCAAUCGGCCCGCACGCCCCUACAGGUUCGCUGGGUCGAGGCGUAUUUCCCAUUCACGAGCCCGAGUUUUGAACUGGAAGUCCUCUGGAACGGUGAAUGGCUGGAAUUGCUUGGCAGCGGUGUUGUCCAGCAGUCUAUCCUCAACAAGGCUGGCUUGACGCGCAGCAUAGGAUGGGCAUGGGGCUUAGGUAUUGAGCGAUUCGCCAUGCUUCUGUUCGGCAUACCUGAUAUUCGUCUGUUUUGGAGUACGGAUAAGCGAUUUCUGCAACAAUUCUCAAGUGGCAAGAUCAACAAGUUCGAACCGUUUAGCAAGUAUCCUCCUUGUUACAAGGAUAUCGCCUUCUGGAUCAAUCCUGCUCCAGCAGGCGCCAGCCCUCAUGGAACAACUCCUUGGGGGUCCGCAGCAGCAGCAGGUGGAGAUGCGACGAAGGCGAAUCCCACAGAAACACAGCCAGCGGCUUUCCAUGAGAACGAUAUCAUGGAGGUAGUCCGGGAUGUGGCGGGCAGCCUGGCCGAAGACGUAAAGCUCGUUGACGAAUUUAUCCAUCCGACCAGUGGAAGAAAGAGCCUGUGUUAUAGGAUCAAUUACAGGAGUCUUGAGAGGACCCUGACGAACGAGGAGGUCAACAGGUUGCAUGAUGAGGUUGCCAAGCGAAUGAAGGCUCAGUUUGGCGUUGAGUUGAGAUGA
Molecule: messenger RNA, 1626 nt
Organism: Exophiala spinifera
Lineage: Eukaryota; Fungi; Ascomycota; Eurotiomycetes; Chaetothyriales; Herpotrichiellaceae
Product: phenylalanine-tRNA ligase
Exons: 1
Coding region: 1-1626 (541 amino acids)
Biological process (GO): phenylalanyl-tRNA aminoacylation
Cellular component (GO): cytoplasm; mitochondrion
Molecular function (GO): ATP binding; phenylalanine-tRNA ligase activity; tRNA binding
Source: RefSeq, a predicted model, not a curated record